AUGGACCAACAGGCUCCAUCGUCAUCCAAUCAGGACCCUCGUUUCGACUUCAUAGGGUCUUAUGCAGUAAAAUCGCUUAAAUUGAAGCCUGAAAAAUGGAUGAGGGUGCUGGGUUUGGAAGAACACAGGUCCACUUUGAAGGACUUUGUGGACAAGCCUUUGCCCAUGCUUUUGGUGGUGGUCCUGACGAAUGCACUACAAUUAGUACCGGUCGUGUCAUUCCCAUGUUACUUGAAGAACAAAGCUGUUUACUUUGUCAAGAAGAAGCCGGAUGCUAUACCGAAGGAAGAUUGUGCGCAGAUGGUUAUUUUUGGCGACCUAGCACCAAGACUAAUAGAUGAGUUAGCCGCACUGGUUGACGAGGUAUUUGUGCCUCUUCUUUCUAACCCGUUGAAUCAUCAAGGCUGGCCUCUUGUCGUCUCCCAAGAUAUUCUCAAACAAAUUCACAAUCUCAAGAGUACGGUUUAUGAGGUAAAAGGCAAAGUAAACGGUCAAACAGUGUUACCAAUGCCAGUGGGUGUAGAACUAGUCCAUGAAGCAGAGAAGGAACUGAUAAGAGGGAAGGAGGUAGACUUGUACUUGAAGAGUGCUAUCGAGGGAGUGGUCAUCAAAUGGGCUCAGCAGAUCAAUGAUGUGAUGAUGGAGGACUCUGCACAGGCAUUUGAUAAUGGACAGAAUCCGUCGCCGAGUGUUGAACUGGCGUUCUGGAAAUCAAGACUCAGUAAUCUGAACUAUAUUUAUGACCAGCUACGAACAGAGAGAGUCAGGUGUAUGGCGGUGAUACUGGAGAAAACGACGUCAGCCUACUAUCCUUGCUUCAGCAGACUGUUUAAGAACAUCGUUUCAGCAUUAGCGGAGGCCCGUGAAAUAGACCUGUAUCUCCGAACAUUAGAGAAGCACUUCCAAGGUUUAGAAGAGAUAGACUUCACGGAGUGUCAGCCGUUAUUCCGACCUCUCUUUCACGUUAUCUGCAUGAUCUGGAGAGACUCCAAGUACUACUGCAACUCCUCGAAACUCAUUGUGUUGUUGAAGCAGAUAUCCAAUUUACUGAUUUAUCAAGCCAAAAAAUGUUUGGAUCCAACCACAUUAUUUCACAGUGACAUCGAUGAAGCGACACUACGGAUACAAGUCACGAUAGACAUACUCAAGAAGUUUAAAGCGACCUUCGAAUAUUUUAAGGAAAAUUUGGGGAAAUAUUUCGUCGACAGGCGAGUGAUACCGUGGACAUUUCAUCCUAACGUUGUUUUUGAGAGACUCAAUAAAUUCUUGGACAGAUUGAACACGAUACAAUGGUUCUUCAAAACAGUUUUAGAAUUUCAAAAAUUGGAGAAGAUAGAGAUUGGUGGGAUGAAAGGAAGAGUUCUCGGAGGACAAAUCAGAGAAAUAUCAGCAGAAUUCGAUGCUUAUUUUACUGGGUUUGCCUCAAAGUCAUACGAUGUACUAGAUCCAGACGAUGAAACAUUCAAUGAAGAUUUCAAAGCAUUUCAAGAGAACAUUAUUGAUCUGGAUCUCAAACUUUCGACGGUUUUAGUUGAAUCGUUUGAUAAUUGCACGACAUUAGAAUCCAUUUUCAAGUUGAUUGAUGUUGUUGGAUCAGUUUUGGAUCGACCUCUUAUUAGCAAAGAAUUCACAGCAAAGUAUGUGGAGAUCAUAGUUAUGCUUGAAGAAGAAAUUAAUACUUGCGAAAGCAACCGUUUGGAGAAAUAUGGCAUGAUGGAAGUGGAUGCCUACCUGCCUCCCAUUGCCGGCGGCCUACUGUUCAUGACUACGCUAGCUGCAAGAAUAACCAAGCCUAUAGCUAGCUUUCGCAAUUUGCCGCACCCGAUAAAGGGUACGGAUGAGGCGAAGAAGAUCUUCAUAAGACAUGAGGAAUUGAUUGAGAAAAUCAAUGAGUUUAAAAGGAAAUAUUUUUAUGAUUGGACUCUUACGGUUUCGAAGAUCAUUGAAGAGACAACUAACAAUAUGAUACUAGCACGGCAAGGCUCGGACUUGGUAUUAAAUUUUCAUCCAAUGCUUCUAGACAUUCUGAAAGAAGUACAUCACUUACGAUCAAAUGAUCAGUACAAAGACAUGCUUCCAGCUGAUGCCUUAGCUAUAUUUGAGAAACAAGAAACGUAUAGACAAUACAGGAUCAAUUUGGGAAUAACAAUAGAUUGGUACAACCAGAUUAGAAAGAAUAGUCAAAAAGUGGAAUUUGAUUUGGUAGAAGAUGAAAUAAAGGCUAUUGAUCAGAGAAUUGAAAUGGCACAGAACAAACUAAAUUGGAAUUCAAAUGAUUUAUGGAAUAACUUGCAAGAACUUCACACAUUAGUAGGCAAUCUAUUCGAAAGGAUGUCAAAAAUACAAUCUAAUUUAGUGGAAAUCAAAGAAACUAUGAAAGAUUGGUCAGUACAGCCGUUGUUUGAAAGGAAGGAAGGAAAAAAGGAUACUUUAAUGAAUUUAGAAGAUCGUCCUGACAGGAAAGAUAAACGUUAUAAUGAUAUCAUUAGUACAGCUAAUCGAAUCAAUGAAUUGCUGAAUGAGAACAUGGAACUAUUCAACAUGCAAAAUAACCAAAAUAGUGAAAUUUGGAUGAACUACGUCGCGUUUAUUGAUGCGUUGUUGGAGGAAGCAUUGUUUAAAACUAUUGCAUGCAGUUUGGGCUACAUAACGGAACACAUGAAUCCUAAAAACAAAUUAUCUCCAUUAUUUGAAGCUCAGUUGGAACUUUUAGACCCAGACAUGGUAUUCGUUCCAAGCUUAGAUCCAAGUGAUGAGAAAGGUUUUACAGCAUUAAUAAAGAGCCUUAUUGAGGAUGUAGUAAAUAUGUCUACGUUGAUCGAGAGAAUUGAUAAGCAGAAAGAGCAGACUUAUGAGAAAGAAAUUAUUGGCAGUGAUGAUGUUAUUGAGAUGAAGGAAGAAAUUUUGAAUGGGAUCGAAAAGGUCAUUGAGGAUGCAAAUGAAUUUUGCAAAACCUUUGAGAACUAUUCCUACUUAUGGCUGGAAGAAAGAGAUGCUGUGAUGGAAAUAUUCCUGACAUACGGCAGGAUUUUAACUCCUGAUGAAGUGGACAAACUAGCUCUGGAAGAAAAAGAUAGAAUAGAAGGCGAUGUUCCAGUACCAUGUGAACCUAAAAUGGAAGCUUUUAGAGAGCAAAUUGAUCAUUAUGAAAAUUUGUUCAUGGAAAUUGAGGAUAUGCAGCCUUAUAAAAUCUUCAAUAACUGGUUUCAGGUGGAUGUUCGACCGUUCAGACAAGCUUCACUGAAUACUGUUAGAAAAUGGGGCAAUAUGUACAAAGAGCAUUUAGUCAAUAAAGUGACUUGCAGUCUCAGUGACUUAGGGAACUUUAUAAGGGACGCUGAUGAAGGCUUACUACAACCAGUACCAGAAGGAGACUACGAAGCACUCGUCAGAAUAAUGGGAUACCUGAUGCAUGUAAAAGACCGGACAGUAACCACUGAUGACAUGUUCCAACCACUAACGGAGACCAUUGAACUCCUGAAGUUCUACGACAUGGAUAUACCGGAAGAAGUGAAUGUGUUGCUGCAGGAACUACCAGAGCAAUGGCAAGCAACAAAGAAAUUGGCGCUGACGGUGAAACAGCAAGUAGCACCGUUGCAAGCUGCUGAAGUAUCUGGAAUAAGAAAGAAGAUAGCAACUUUUGAUAGCCAUGUCACGUACUAUAGAGAAGUGUUCAAACGAUAUGAGUUCUUCAAAUAUGACUGUGAAGAUCCUUAUGAAGUGAUGUCGAGAGUAGACUUUGAACUAUUGUACCUGGAAGAAGAGAUGAGGAGCAUACAGGAGUCAGGAUCCUUGUUCGAAGUAAACGUCCCAGAGUUCAAAUUGUUAAAGCAAUGUAGGAAGGAAUUGAGGAUGUUGAAGCAACUUUGGGAUUACGUAUAUAUUGUAAGAACUAGCAUAGAAGAUUGGAAGACUACACCAUGGCGUAAAAUAGAUGUUGAAAAUAUGGAUAUUGAAUGCAAAAAGUUUGCUAAAGAGAUUCGAUUACUUGACAAGGAGAUGAGGAGUUGGGAUACAUACAUAACCUUGGAAGCCACAGUAAAGAAUAUGCUCACAUCAUUGCGAGCAGUCGGUGAGCUCCAAAACCCAGCAAUCAGGGAAAGGCAUUGGGACCAACUGAUGAGUACAACUAAGAGCUUAGCAGCAUUACCACGUGAGCUCACUGUAAGAAUCGUAAUGGAUAUGAAUACGACGUUGGCUGAUUUACUUGCCCUGAACUUGCACGAAUGUGAAGAAGAAGUCAAGAAUAUUGUAGAUAAAGCUGUAAAAGAGAUGUCUAUGGAGAAGGUAUUGAAAGAUUUGCAUACUACAUGGAGUCAUUUGGAGUUUGAACAAGAAGUUCAUGCUCGUACACAGUGUACGCUACUGAGAGCUAGUGAAGAGCUUAUUGAGACUUUAGAAGAAAAUCAGGUCCAACUUCAAAACUUAAUAACAUCAAAAUUCAUAGCGUAUUUCUUGGAAGAAGUAUCAGGCUGGCAGCAAAAACUGUCUAUUGCUGAUCAAGUGAUUACAGUGUGGUUUGAAGUUCAAAGAACUUGGACACAUUUGGAGAGUAUCUUCAUGAGCUCAGAAGAUAUUAGAAAACAGUUGCCUGAAGAUUCCGCUAGGUUCGAUAGGAUUGAUGCUGAGUUCAAAAUUUUAUCAGCCGAAAUGGCGAAAACUCCAAAUGUAGUGAAAGGAACUAACAAAGAAGGUUUGGUGGAACAUUUAGACAGCAUACAGAAAGAUCUCAUAAUUUGUGAGAAAGCUUUAGCAGAGUAUUUGGAAACUAAGAGAUUGGCGUUCCCUAGGUUCUAUUUUGUGUCUUCUGCAGAUUUAUUGGAUAUUUUGUCUAAUGGAAAUCAAGCUGAUUUAGUUAUCAGACACUUAACAAAACUGUUUGAUUCGAUUGCUAAGCUGAAAUUCAUUGAGGAUCAAAAACCUGGGGAGAAGGUGGCUUCUGGCAUGAUAGCUAAGGACGGAGAAUUGGUUCCCUUUCAUGGAACUUGCGAUUGUACUGGAGCUGUUGAAAUCUGGCUGAACAGACUACAAGACAUGAUGAGAUCAACCAUCAGACACUACUUCGGAGAAGCAAUUGUAUCGUAUGAAGAAAAACCAAGAGAACAGUGGCUCUUUGAUUUCAUGGCCCAAGUAUCAUUAUGUGGGUCCCAAAUCUGGUGGACUACUGAAGUCAAUAUGGCCUUUGCGAGACUGGAAGAAGGAUAUGAUAAUGCUUUGAAGGAUUAUUACAAGAAGCAGUUAUCUCAGCUCAGUACAUUAAUUUCGUUACUGAUAGGAGAGCUGACGAAGCAAGACAGACAGAAGAUCAUGACGAUUUGUACUAUUGAUGUCCAUUCGAGAGAUGUUGUUAGUAAAAUGAUUCAGGCAAAGGUGGAAGCUGGGUCAGCAUUCCAGUGGCAGUCGCAGCUUCGACACAGAUGGGGCGAGAAAGAAUAUCAUUGUUUUGCAAAUAUAUGUGACGCGCAGUUUACAUACAGCUAUGAAUAUUUGGGUAACACUCCGAGAUUGGUGAUUACACCGCUGACUGAUCGGUGUUACAUCACCCUGACUCAAUCUCUACAUCUAAUCAUGGGUGGCGGUCCUGCUGGACCAGCCGGUACUGGCAAGACGGAGACAACAAAGGAUCUAGGAAGAGCUCUGGGCAUCAUGGUAUAUGUCUUUAACUGCUCUGAACAGAUGGACUAUCAGUCUUGCGGAAAUAUCUACAAAGGGCUCGCACAGACGGGUGCGUGGGGAUGCUUUGAUGAGUUCAACCGAAUCUCUGUAGAGGUGUUGUCUGUAGUGGCUGUGCAAGUGAAGUCUGUUCAGGAUGCUAUCAGGGACAAGAAAGAAAAAUUCAAUUUUAUGGGAGAAAUAAUAUCACUAACUCCAUCUGUUGGUAUUUUCAUCACAAUGAACCCUGGUUACGCCGGUCGUACAGAAUUGCCUGAGAAUCUAAAGGCUUUGUUCAGACCAUGUGCUAUGGUCGUUCCAGACUUUGAACUUAUCUGCGAGAUCAUGUUGGUGGCUGAAGGGUUCCAAGAAGCGAAGAUCUUGGCUAGAAAGUUCAUCACAUUGUAUACUCUGUGUAAGGAGUUACUGUCAAAACAAGAUCAUUAUGAUUGGGGAUUGAGGGCUAUUAAAUCUGUGCUGGUGGUUGCUGGGUCUUUGAAAAGAGGUGAUCCAGGAAGACCUGAAGAAGAAGUACUAAUGAGAACUCUCCGUGAUUUUAACAUACCAAAAAUAGUAACAGACGACAUGCCAGUAUUCAUGGGACUUAUAGGAGACUUGUUCCCCGCUCUAGAAGUACCAAGAAAACGAGACCUGGAAUUUGAACGGACAGUUAAACAGGCAGCAAUGGAUCUUUCUUUACAACCAGAAGACAACUUCAUUCUAAAAGUGGUUCAAUUAGAAGAAUUACUCGAAGUUCGUCACUCAGUCUUUAUAGUCGGUAAUGCUGGUACAGGAAAGACUCAAGUAUGGAAAACUCUAUUCAAAACUUACCAAAAUGUAAGAAAGAAACCUAUAUAUAACGAUUUGAAUCCUAAAGCAGUGACUAAUGAUGAAUUGUUUGGUAUUAUAAAUCCAGCAACUAGAGAAUGGAAAGAUGGUUUGUUAUCUGUAAUUAUGAGAGACCAAGCCAAUUUGGCUGGAGAUAAUCCAAAAUGGAUAUUACUUGAUGGAGACAUUGAUCCUAUGUGGAUUGAAUCUUUGAACACUGUGAUGGAUGACAAUAAGAUCUUGACACUUGCUAGCAAUGAGCGUAUUGCUUUGACUCCUGUAAUGAGGCUGAUGUUUGAGAUUUCUAAUUUACGUACUGCCACUCCGGCUACGGUAUCUAGGGCUGGUAUUCUAUACAUCAAUGCGCAGGAUUUAGGAUGGAAUCCAUACGUAACAAGCUGGGUAGAAACAAGAAAGAUACCAGCAGAGAAGUCUAAUCUCGUUGUCCUCUUUGACAAAUAUAUUCCAUCUUGUUUAGAGACAGUAAGGACCCGCUUCAAAAAGAUUACUCCUAUAGUGGACAUGGCUCAUGUACAGAUGCUUUGUCAUCUAUUGAACUGUCUAUUUGUACCGGAGAAUACACCGGCUGAAUGUCCAAAAGAAUGGCAUGAUAUCUUCUUUGUUUUCGCUUGUGUUUGGGCCUUUGGAUCUGCUAUGUUCCACGAGGGCAGUGUUGAUUAUAGAAUUGAAUUUUCGAAAUGGUGGAAUAAUGAAUUCAAAACUGUGAAAUUCCCUCCUGGUGGUACAGUAUUUGAUUACUACAUAGACCAUGAUACAAAGCAGUUCACUCCCUGGACUGAGAAGAUUCCAAAGUUUGAACUGGACACUGAUGUUCCUUUGCAGGCUGUUUUGGUGCCAACAGCGGAAACUAUAAGAGUUAGGUUUUUCCUAGAUUUGCUGAUGAAAAAUAAGCACCCAGUAAUGUUAGUGGGCAGCGCUGGUUCUGGCAAAACUGUUCUCGUCAAUGAAAAGUUACAAGGAUUAUCAGAAGCUUAUGCCAUACAAUCAGUGCCAUUCAACUUCUACACGUCAUCAGAGAUGUUGCAGAAGAUUCUAGAAAAACCUUUAGAGAAAAAAGCUGGUAGGAAUUACGGUCCACCGGGGAAUAAGACUCUAGUGUACUUCAUAGAUGACAUGAAUAUGCCUGAAGUAGAUGCUUAUGGGACGGUGCAGCCCCAUACGAUUAUCCGUCAACAUAUGGACUAUGGGCAUUGGUAUGACCGUACCAAAUUAUCCUUGAAAGAUAUCCACAACACCCAAUACGUGUCUUGCAUGAACCCCACUUCAGGCAGUUUCACUAUAAACCCAAGGUUGCAGAGACAUUUCUGCGUGUUUGCUAUCAGUUUUCCCAAUACUGAAGCUCUGAAUAAUAUCUAUCAUUCGAUUUUGAGUCAGCAUCUUAUCAAUCCGGAGUUGAGGAUCAAUCCGCAGAUAGCAAAAUUGUCGACGAAUGUGGUGCAGGCGACAAUUACUUUACACAACAAAAUAUCUCAAGUGUUCUUACCGACUGCAAUCAAAUUCCACUACAUAUUUAACCUCCGGGAUCUAUCUAAUGUCUUCCAGGGUUUCCUGUUCAGUACAAAUGAAUGUAUAGAGAAUACGUCAGACAUACUACGGUUGUGGCUGCAUGAGACCAGUCGUGUGUACGGCGAUAAGCUGACUGAAGAAAAAGAUAUCGAUGCUUUCCUCAAAGUUCAAGUUGAUAUCUGUAAGAAGAAUUUUGAGGACAUCGACGAAGGCGUAGUAUUCGAACGACCGAACAUCUACUGCCAUUUCGCUGGCGGUAUUGGUGAGCCGAAGUACAUGCCCAUAUUAUCAUGGGAACAGUUGAAUAAGUUGCUGACUGAAGCCAUGGCGAGCUACAACGAUCUCAUCGCUGCUAUGAACUUGGUGCUCUUUGAGGAUGCUAUGAUGCAUAUUUGCAGAAUUUCUCGUAUCCUCGAAAGUCCUAGAGGUAGUGCUUUACUGGUUGGUGUAGGUGGUUCUGGUAAACAGUCACUGUCUCGACUAGCAGCUUUCAUAUCCAGUUUGGAAGUGCUACAAAUACAGCUGAAAAAGGGAUAUGGAGUGUCAGAUUUGAAGAAUGAAUUAUCUCAAUUAUACAUAAAAACUGGUCUGAAGAACGUUGGCAUAAUGUUCUUGAUGACGGACGCUCAAGUAGCCAAUGAACAGUUCUUGGUUCUGAUCAAUGAUUUGCUGGCAUCUGGUGAAGUUGCUGAUCUAUUCCCUGAUGAUGAGAUGGAAAAUAUUAUUGCUGGUGUGAGGAAUGAGGUAAAAGGUGCAGGCUUACCAGACACAAGAGAAACAUGCUGGAAAUUCUUUAUAGACAGAGUUCGUAAACAACUGAAAGUGGUUCUUUGUUUCUCUCCUGUGGGCUCCACUUUGAGAGUGCGAUCUAGAAAGUUCCCCGCGUUGAUUAAUUGUACGUCAAUUAACUGGUUCCACGAGUGGCCCCAGGAAGCUUUGGUGUCUGUCGCCAUGAGGUUCUUGGAGGAACUCGAUAAUCUACCGGUAACGCUCCGAGACUCAAUAUCCAGAUUCAUGGCAUACGUCCACACUUCAGUUAACACCAUGUCUAAAGCAUACUUAGCCAAUGAGAGGAGGUAUAACUACACGACACCCAAGAGUUACCUCGAACAAAUCAGCUUGUAUGCUAAACUGGUCAAUAAUAAAACUGAUGAACUACGCGCAAAAAUUGUUAGAUUGGAAAAUGGUCUCGAGAAGCUCCGCAGUACAUCAUGCCAAGUAGACGCACUAAAGGAAAAGUUAGCAGUGCAAGAAAUAGAGCUACAUCAAAAGAAUGAAGCAGCUGACAAACUUAUUGAGAUGGUCGGCGUUGAAACUGCUAAAGUACAGAGCGAGAAGGCACUUGCGGACGAGGAGGAGGAAAAAGUAGCAGUGAUAGCUGAAGAGGUAUCUAAGAAGCAGAAAGAUUGUGAGGAAGACUUGAUAAAAGCAGAACCAGCGCUAGUAGCAGCUCAGGAAGCUUUGAACACUUUGAAUAAAGCUAACCUUACUGAGUUGAAGUCUUUCGGUUCACCACCUGGAGCCGUGACUAAUGUUACUGCUGCUGUGAUGGUGUUACUUGCUCCUGGAGGAAAAAUACCUAAGGAUAGGAGCUGGAAGGCUGCCAAGGUGGUCAUGGCAAAAGUGGACGUGUUCCUUGAGUGUCUUAUAAAUUAUGACAAAGAAAACAUCCAUCCUGAUGUCAUAAAAGCUAUCCAACCAUACUUGAAGGACUCCGAAUUUGAACCAGAGUUCGUAAGAUCAAAAUCGGCUGCAGCUGCUGGUCUUUGCGCUUGGGUCAUCAACAUUAUAAAGUUUUAUGAAGUGUUCUGUGAUGUUGAGCCCAAAAGAAAAGCUCUUGCGGCUGCUAAUGCAGAGUUGGCAGCUGCUACUGAAAAAUUGAGAUCUAUUAAAGCCAAAGUUGCCGCGCUCGAAGAGAAAUUAGCAACACUGACAGCAGAUUUUGAGAAAGCAACUUCAGAGAAGAUGAAAUGUCAGAAAGAAGCAGAUGCAACGAAUGCGACGAUCCAACUUGCUAACAGAUUGGUUAACGGUCUUGCUAGUGAAAAUGUCAGAUGGGCUGAAGCUGUUUCUAGUCUCAUGCAACAAGGCACAACUCUACCAGGAGACGUGUUACUAGUCUGUGCUUUCAUUUCAUACGUGGGAUGUUUCACCAAGCAGUUCAGAUUAGAUUUGAUGCACAAAAACUGGCUGGUCUUCUUGAAGACCUUAGAGCCGCCUAUCCCAAUAACAGAAGGUCUGGAUCCACUGACAAUGUUAACAGAUGAUACCACAAUAGCAAUGUGGCAGAAUGAAGGAUUACCGUCUGAUCGUAUGAGCACUGAGAACGCAACGAUUCUAUCUAACUCUGAUCGGUGGCCGCUUAUGAUAGACCCUCAAUUACAAGGUGUGAAAUGGAUAAAACAGAAGUACGGAGACAAGUUACGAGUGAUUAGAUUAGGACAAAGAGGUUAUUUGGACACGAUUGAGAAAGCGAUAAUAAAGGGAGAGACUGUUCUGUUCGAAAACAUUGGUGAGACCGUGGAUCCUGUCCUUGAUCCUUUGUUGGGAAGAACCCUGAUCAAGAAAGGAAGAGCAAUUAAAAUAGGAGACAAAGAAGUUGAAUACAGUCCAAACUUCAGACUAAUUCUACAUACAAAAUUAGCUAACCCACAUUACAAGCCUGAGAUGCAAGCUCAAACGACUCUAGUCAACUUCACAGUAACUCGUGAUGGUUUAGAAGAUCAACUGCUAGCAGAAGUAGUAAAAGCAGAAAGACCAGAUUUAGAAGAUUUGAAAGCAGAGCUAACUAAACAGCAGAAUCAGUUUAAGAUCCAGUUGAAGUCGUUAGAAGAUGAUUUACUAUCAAGGUUAUCUUCAGCUGGUGAUGAUAUCCUUGGUGAUACGGCCUUAGUAGAGAACUUGGAGACUACUAAGAAGACUGCUGCUGAUAUUGAGAAAAAGGUGGCUGAAGCAAAAAUAACUUCCCGCGAGAUUGAUGUAGCUCGUGAAUUCUACAGACCGGCCUCAGCAAGAGCGUCGUUAUUGUACUUCAUUCUGAACGAUCUUAAUACUAUCAACCCUAUCUACCAGUUCUCUCUUAAGGCAUUUAGCGUAGUAUUCCAAAAGGCGAUAUCUCGUGCGGAGCCUGCAGAUGAACUUGGUGCUAGAAUCAAAAACCUUAUUGAUUGCAUCAGCUUUUCAGUGUAUCAGUACACUUCUCGUGGAUUGUUCGAAUGUGACAAACUUAUAUUUGCUUCACAGAUGACUUUCCAGGUACUUCUCAUGAGUGAAGAAGUAUCGUCAGUGGAAUUAGACUUCUUUCUCCGGUUUCCUAUAAAACCUCAUGUGACUAGUCCUGUAGACUUCUUAUCGAACCACAGCUGGGGAGGUAUUUGCUCUCUGGCUGGUAAAGAAGAGUUCAGGAACUUGGAUAGAGAUAUUGAGACGUCACCUAAACGGUGGAAGAAGAUUGUUGAAGUAGAAUGUCCUGAACGGGAGAAGUUUCCUCAGGAAUGGAAAAACAAACCAGCUCUUCAGCGUCUUUGCAUGCUAAGAGCAUUAAGACCGGACAGAAUGACGUAUGCUGUAGCAGCAUAUAUUGAGGAAAAAAUGGGCGCUAAAUAUGUUGAAAAUAGGACAGUGGAGUUUAGUAAGUCGUUUGAAGAGACUAGUCCGACUACACCGAUAUUCUUUAUUCUAUCUCCUGGUGUAAAUCCGUUGAAGGACGUGGAAGCCUUGGGCAAGAUCAUGGGGUUCACGGCCGAUAAUGGGAACUUCCAUAAUGUGUCUUUGGGUCAGGGGCAAGAGAUAGUGGCUGAACAGGCGAUGGAUAUAGGUUUGCAGAAAGGACAUUGGGUGGUGUUACAGAACAUUCAUUUAGUAAAGAAAUGGCUGCCAAGUCUGGAGAAGAAGAUGGAGAGCUUUGCAAACGGUUGUCAUGAUGAUUUCCGUCUAUUUAUGUCAGCUGAACCAGCAGCUACUCCUGCAGCUCACAUCAUACCUCAGGGUAUACUGGAGUCCAGUAUUAAAAUCACUAAUGAACCGCCUACUGGCAUGCAGGCUAACAUUCACAAAGCUCUAGAUAAUUUUAACCAAGAGACUUUAGAGAUGUGUGGCAAGGAGGCUGAGUUUAAAGCGAUACUGUUUGCUCUCUGUUACUUCCACGCCGUGGUCGCUGAGAGACGCAAGUUUGGACCUCAGGGCUGGAACAAAAUUUAUCCUUUUAAUGUUGGUGAUUUGACAAUAAGCGUAUUUGUCUUGUACAACUAUCUGGAAGCGAAUGCGAGAGUACCUUGGGAAGAUCUAAGGUACUUAUUCGGAGAGAUCAUGUAUGGAGGACAUAUUACUGACGAUUGGGAUAGAAGACUCUGCAAUGCGUACUUGGAAGAAUUGAUGCAGCCUGAUCUAGUAGACGGUGAGUUGCAACUAGCUCCAGGGUUCCCAGCUCCUCCCAACACAGACUAUGUGGGCUAUCACCAGUACAUAGAAGACGCCAUGCCAGCAGAAUCUCCCUACCUCUACGGCUUACAUCCUAACGCUGAGAUCGGUUUCCUCACGACUACUUCUGAAAACCUCUUUAGAACCAUAUUUGAAAUGCAGCCGAGAGAUGCUCAAGCUUCUGGUGCAGCUACCGUUACUAGAGAGGAUAAGGUAAAACAAAUGUUAGACGAGAUAAUAGAGAAGUUGCCAGAAGAGUUUAACAUGACGGAAAUAAUGGGGAAGGUUGAGGAGAGGACGCCGUAUGUGAUAGUGGCAUUCCAGGAGUGUGAGCGGAUGAACUAUCUUACGGGAGAAAUGAAGAGGUCGCUUAGAGAAUUGGACUUGGGACUUAAGGGUGAAUUAACCAUCACAUCGGAUAUGGAAGAUUUGGAAAAUGCUUUGUUCUUAGACCAGGUGCCAGCGAUCUGGUCUAGUCGUGCGUACCCAUCGUUGCUAGGUCUCUCUGCCUGGUUCGUGGACCUUACGCUAAGAUUACGAGAACUUGAAACGUGGGCUACAGACUUUGUGCUACCAGCAUCAGUAUGGUUGGGUGGUUUCUUCAACCCUCAAAGCUUACUGACUGCCAUCAUGCAGAGUACAGCACGCAAGUAUGAACUACCUCUUGACAAGAUGUGCUUGCAGUGUGACGUCACCAAGAAGAUGAAAGAAGAAUUCACGUCAGCACCACGCGAUGGUGCCUUUGUUCAUGGUCUCCUAAUGGAAGGAGCUCGCUGGGACCAGCAAGCUGGCAUUAUAAUGGACUCUAAGCUUAAAGACCUGUUUCCUCCGAUGCCUGUUAUAAAUGUUCGGGCAAUUACUCAAGAUAAGCAAGAUCUCCGUAACAUGUACGAGUGUCCAGUGUACAAGACUCGUACCAGAGGUCCAACUUACGUGUGGACCUUCAACUUGAAGACGAAGGACAAGCCAGCGAAAUGGACUCUGGCUGGGGUCGCUUUGUUAUUGCAAAUUUAAUUUUUUUUUGUGUUAGUAAAAAGACUACGUGAACACUUGUUAUUAUUUAACUUA
Molecule: messenger RNA, 13494 nt
Organism: Spodoptera litura
Lineage: Eukaryota; Metazoa; Arthropoda; Insecta; Lepidoptera; Noctuidae
Source: RefSeq, a predicted model, not a curated record